AUGGCGGCGACGGCGUUGCACACAUCCGUUACGGUCUCCUCGGGCACCGACCCGAUCACGCGGCCGAGCGAGGCGUUCACCUCGCCCCGGGCCUCGCGCGAGGCCGCGUCACUCUCGCUGGCGCCGACGCCGAGGAUGCCUUCGCGGUGGGCCUCACGGGGCCGUCUUGAGCAGCACGGCUUCGGCCUCCGCACCCAUCGCGGUCAUCUUGUCGACGAACUUCGUCGCCCCGUCUGCCUGGAACGACCCAGGGGGCCUCAGGCACCAGGGGGUUGUACCAGUCCACGGGAGGAGAAGGAGGCGGAGGAGGAGGAGGAGGAGGAGGAGGAGGACUUGGCGAGGUCGUAG
Prorocentrum cordatum is the source of this 348-nucleotide messenger RNA. Lineage: Eukaryota; Dinophyceae; Prorocentrales; Prorocentraceae. The record is from the annotation of a GenBank genome assembly.